CGGCGAGACGUUUGGUUAUAUUCAUAACAAACAACGCACUCCUCACGUUCCUCAUCCUCAUCGUCUUCGCCUAAAAAGCUCCCACACCUUCAAAACAAAAAAAAACUUUCUCCGGAUCUGCAUCUCCGUCAACGACUCCGAUCAAUUUCAAUCAGGUUUUCUAGAUUCAAUCCAAUUUCUCUCCCUCCGUUGCUCAAAACAUGACCUUCCUUAUUGUUUAUGGUUCGGAUUCGCCUCCUUAGCUCAUCCUCCGCCUUGGAUUUACCGUUUUGACCUUAUUCGAUCGAAAUGAGUCUCUGGAGAUAUAUUGUUCCUUCGUUUAUGCGAUGGAUCUAUGCGUUUCUGAUAUCAUCAACGAUCCUCCCUCUCAAUUUUACAUUGAAAAGGUAACUUUGUUAAAUCGAGGGAAAGAUGUCUACCGCAGCCAAGACCAAAUCUAGAGACAAGAAGGUUGUGAACGAAUCACAGAAGACACCGAGUAAAGCCACCAUAGGUGCAAUAACUACUGGUGGUGCUUACAAUCCUCUUUUGGGCACUUUCCAACCCCCCACCGUUGACUCAACUGGCUCCUCCUCGUCGCUUCACAGUAACGGCCGUUUCAGAAACAUAGACGAGUCGGAUUCCAACUGUGACUCCGCCUCUAAUAACGGUAGCUGGUCUGGUGACUCGGAAGACCACAAAGAGAAAGCAGCGCCUACUACCGCGAAACAGGAGACCAUUCCCGGAGCUGAUAACAAUGACAAGCGGGAGAAGAUGCGGCUCAAGAACGAGAGAAAGCACCAGCGUCAGAAGGAGAAGCGAGCUCAGGAGUUGCACGAGCGGUGCUGUCAGUUCCUCAUGUCGAGGAAGCUCGAGGUCCUUGCUCAGAAGCUCAUAGGUAUGGGGAUUCCUCAUGAGAGGGCGACUUACGCUCUUAUGUUGAAUGAAGGGAAGCUUGAGGAGUCCAUUAACUGGCACUUUGAUGAUGGUGGGGCGAAUGUAGCGGAUAAGAAGCUGGAUCCUACCUCCGGGAACUUGAAACUUGACAUAUCACAAGAGUUGAGUAGAAUCUUGGAGUUGGAAACUAAAUAUAAGUGCUCCAAGCAGGAUGUAGAGAAAGCUGUGGUUACAGCAGAAGGGGACAUUGAGAAAGCAGAAGAAUCAUUAAGAAGACAGAAGCAAGAGCAGUCUGCUGCUUCUAUAAAAGUAGAGGAUGUUAGUAAUAGUGCUUCUGCUAGCAAAGUCUCUUCUGUGCAUACAAGUCAGAGCUCUGUAGCCGCCCAGUUGCAACCUAACUCAGGUAUGUAUCAUCAUGCAGGGGGCGAAGUAGAGAGAAAGAAUAUAGGUUACCCGAGAGGAUCCAGCUAUAUUAGUGGAGAAUCUGGAAACCAAAGUGUAAAUCCGAUGGAUAAAAUUAACAUGAGAAUGGAGUUGAUGAAAAUGCAACAGAACGCUGCCAUUGAAGAGAAGAAACGCAUGUCGUAUCAACCACAACCACUGCAACGGCCAACAGAAGGACCACAUUAUGUGGCGGCUCUAGGUGAUCAUCAUUUCAAGAGAGUACAGCAGCAAGAAAUGAGGGAACCAGUUACGGUGAUGCAACAACAACGAUCUCAAUCCGCUAAAACAAAUGUGUUACCUGUCUCUACCAUGAAUACAUCCUUUACCGUAGCAGCUACAGCAGCAGCAGCAGCAGGAGGCAGCGGUUGGUACCCUGCAAAUAGAUCUGAGGUGGCUCAAUCCAACGGGUACUUGCCCACAAGAACUCUGCCUCCUACUGAUCUUAACCCAAACCUAAUGUACCAGCAGCAACUUCAGUAUCAACAAUAUCAAGGCCAAAUGAACAAUGGACACAGAAUGGCAGGGGCUUCUUCACCGCAUACUGUGGCUCCAGCUGCUUCUCUUGGGCUCUUCUCGGGCUAUGGAUCAACACCUUCAUCUGGGCUGGAGUGGAGUACAGAUGGGUCAGCAGCCAAAUCGGAUUACAACAACAUCGAUUGGAGUUUAGACAGAGGCCUAGCUUGUCCGAGACCAAACCAACAGCAGUACAUGGAAGCAUCCCCAUACGAAACAAACAUGAAUGGAAGGACAAGGAUGAUGGGGAACGGGAACGGGAUGAGCAUGGCAAUGGGAGCUCAGGAAGCUGCUUUAGUAGGGAAUGGGAGAGAGUGGACAUCACCGUUUGAGGGUAAAGAUCUGUUUAGUUUGUCUAGACAGUAUGUACCUCCUUCUCUUUGAAUAUGAAAGUUGCUUCUAGAAUAAUGAAAAAUGCAAUGGGUGAGAGAGAGAGAGAGAGAGAGUAAGAUGAUGGAUGGAUGGAUGGAAUGUUAUGAGUUUGUGGUUACUAGUGUUUCUUGCUUGUUUGCUCAAAAAUGGAUCUUUCAAAUUUCCUAAA
This is a messenger RNA of Raphanus sativus (radish), 2374 nucleotides long. RefSeq lists its product as uncharacterized. The record is from RefSeq and is a predicted model, not a curated record. Gene Ontology annotation, molecular function: protein binding. Bases 412 to 2217 code for a protein of 601 amino acids. The transcript is spliced from 3 exons. Lineage: Eukaryota; Viridiplantae; Streptophyta; Magnoliopsida; Brassicales; Brassicaceae.